GUGUAGCAAACUUGAAUGCAGUUCGUGGAAUAGGUGCUGGGAAUGGAGGUAAUCAAAUUGGUGGGUUGAACACUGCAGGAGAAUUUCGCAAUGCAUGUGCCACAGAAAUUGGCAGAAUUGGAGCGGGAGUCACAACUGACUGGUCUAUAGCUGGUGGUGAACCUACAAAUAAUGCGGUAGUAGCCCCGAAUACGGCUGGUGGUUUUCCCGCUGUUACAAUUGCUCCUGGAAUCAAACUUGGCCAGCUUAUUUUCUUACUCAGAACUGUCUAUACAACCGUCGAACAUUUAAAACAAAUGGCAGUUUUUGGUCAACUUAUGCAAGGAAAUAUGGGCAUUGAAGAGUUCUCUGCUAAAAUCAAAAAG
This is a messenger RNA of Dentiscutata erythropus, 365 nucleotides long. The record is from the annotation of a GenBank genome assembly. NCBI's taxonomy places the organism in Eukaryota, Fungi, Glomeromycota, Glomeromycetes, Diversisporales, Gigasporaceae.